ACUUGAGAAGCCUAUAUAAAUAAGCAUCAACAGCACAUGUGUAAACAAUGCAAGGAUCAGGUGGGGGAUACACAGCCAUCUGAAACAGCAGCAAUAGCAGAAUCACUUCAAGUUUCAUCAUCCAAACUAAAGCAGAAGAAAUGGAAUCAGCUGCGUAUGAGGCCGCCAUUGCAGGACUAAAGAAACUUCUCAGUGAAAAUGACCAUCUUGGUGAUCUUGCCAUUGCUAAGAUCAAGCAAUUAACAGCUGAGUUGGAGGUCACCGACAAGUUUGACCCUGUUGAAAAGAUUCAGAAUGGGUUUGCGCAGUUUAAAAAAGAAAUCUACGAGAAGAAUCCUGAUUUGUUCGAUGAACUUGCCAAGGGCCAGAGCCCUAAGUUCUUGGUAUUUGCUUGUUCAGAUUCGCGAGUUUGCCCCUCACAUAUCCUCAACUUUCAGCCAGGGGAGGCCUUUAUUGUCAGAAACAUCGCGAACAUGGUCCCUCCAUUUGACAAGACAAAGUAUUCUGGAGCUGGGGCAGCAAUUGAAUAUGCAGUAUUGCACUUGAAGGUAGAGAAUAUUCUGGUCAUUGGACAUAGCUGUUGUGGAGGGAUAAAGGGCCUCAUGUCUUGCUCUGAUGAUGACACGACAGCUAGUGAUUUUAUUGAAAACUGGGUGAAAAUUGGUGCACCGGCUAAGGCCAAGGUGAAAGCAGAAAGCCAGCAUCUGGACUUCACAGAUCAGUGCACAAGCCUGGAGAAGGAGGCUGUGAAUGUAUCACUGGGAAAUCUGUUAACAUAUCCGUUUGUUAGAGAUGCUGUAGCUAAGAAAACUGUAUCUGUUAAAGGAGGGCACUAUGAUUUCAUCAACGGAUCUUUUGAGCUCUGGAGUCUUGAUUUUGGCCUUUCACCCCCUCUAACUGUUUGAUAACCUCCAUGUUUAUGUCCGUUCCUUUCGUCUGUAAAAGUCUUCGUUUCUUUUCAUGUUGUACAUGUCCAUUAUGCUGAUCAUUAAAUAAGGUCAUUUUGCUUGUAUAUGACUUGGGCCACGAUGUUUGUAAUGUGAGAAUCUAAUUUCAGUGGUUUUAUUA
This is a messenger RNA of Daucus carota subsp. sativus, 1068 nucleotides long. Its product is annotated as carbonic anhydrase 2. Gene Ontology annotation, biological process: carbon utilization. NCBI's taxonomy places the organism in Eukaryota, Viridiplantae, Streptophyta, Magnoliopsida, Apiales, Apiaceae. The coding region runs from base 141 to 905 and encodes 254 amino acids. The record is from RefSeq and is a predicted model, not a curated record. The transcript has 9 exons. Gene Ontology annotation, molecular function: carbonate dehydratase activity; zinc ion binding.